Cladocopium goreaui is the source of this 2730-nucleotide messenger RNA. The record is from the annotation of a GenBank genome assembly. NCBI's taxonomy places the organism in Eukaryota, Dinophyceae, Suessiales, Symbiodiniaceae.
AUGGCGCUGCUGACGCUCCAGGUCAACUCGGAGCGCAUCGUCAGCCUCACUGAGGCCACCUUCGCCGAGACCCUGCGACAGAGUCAGAAGGCAUUGGUGGCCUUUGUCACGCCCUGGUGCAUGGCUUGUCGGCUGUUGAUGCCCGAACUGGAGAAGGCUGCAGAUGCCCUGGCACGAGACAAGUCGAUGCUGGUAGCCCAGUGCGAUGUCUCAACGGAAACCAGAUUAGCGCAGAUUUACAGCGCUUGGCGUACGCCACUGGUGAUGUUCUUCCCAGACACCCAGGUGCUCCUUCCUGGCCUCCAGGCCAUCUUCACUGGGCAGCUGCAACAUGCCAGCUUGGUGGCCUUCACCGCAGGGCCGUGGCCUUUGAAGGUUCACUCGCGUGCAGAGCUCCAGGAGGCCGUCCAGGACAAUGGCCGCGCUGGGACCUUUGUGGGCUUCUUCCGAUCGCCACAGCAUGCGGGGCCCUUGCAGGAGCUGUGGCCCUUGGAUUGCCUGCGGCGACAUGACCGCGCCUAUGCCUUUGCAAGGUGGGGCAACGAAAGCAAAAACGAGUCAGAAAAGGAGCUCUGGCGUUGGGCUGGCCUUGAGUUUGGCAGCGAGGCCUUGCGAAUCAAAGAGGUGCAGCAAGGGCAGAUGCUAAAACAGGAGAUCAAGUACUCAGAUCCUGAGCCCGAAGAAGCCAUCGUCUAUGUGCGUUCUGACGAUGCAUGCGACUUUGCGCCCUCUGGUGGCUUUGUGGUGUACCAGGAAGGUGGCUCAUCGCCAUCGAAACCCUGGGCGAGUUGGACCUGGAGGCAAGGAGCUCCGUGGCGGGAUCAAGUCGAAUCUUUUUGUGCCUGGUGUGAACGACAGGUUUUGUCACCCGUGGCCGUCUUCGAUGCCACGCGGGCUGCAGCACUUGAUGGCACCUUCGAUUGGUUGCUGCUGCUUUUCGCACCAAAGUCAAUGGAGGCGCGGCCAACUGGAACCGGGGGCAAGGACGGCAAGGACGGCAAGGACGGCAAGGACGGCAAGGACGGCAAGGAUGAGGUCCCAAAGGAGAAAUUCCACUGGAUUAGAAUGGCAGAGUGGCAUGAGAACUUUGAAAUGGUCCUUCCUGAAGUAUUGCUCACUGACGAUUUUGCCGUAGAAAUCGCCAUGGCAUUGCUGCGUCUCGUUGCCCUCCUGGCCGUUCCAUGGCUAUCCUCCAGCGAGUCUGGCCUCGAGAGCCUCGAGAGCCUCGGCCGGGGCCUGGCCAUCGAGAAGGAACUCAUCCAGUUGGAUCAGAAGGCUGAAAAGGCUGAAAAGGCUGAAGAGACCGAAGAGACCGAAGAGACUGAAAAGACUAAAGAGCAGGACGAUGAGGAGGUUGACAAAGUGGUGAAAGAAGUUGAAAAAGAGGGAAAGGAACACAAUUUCAAAUCCGGCAUCUAUUUCGGCAUGCACGUUCCGAUGAAAGUCAUUGGAGCUUGCACGGUUCUCGUUGUCAUCGCAUACGUCUGGUUCGUCUGUGGUUUUGCUGGCCUUUUGGAUAAGAAGGACGGUUACAGUGCUUUUCAAACCGAAAAGUAUACGGUCGCUUGGUAUUACUGGACGGCUGCCUUCCUGCAUUGGAUAGCCAUGCCAUUGACCAUGCUCUUUCUUGCGAAAGAUGCUACAUGCGAAGGCGGACCUCCCAGUAUUGGAUAUGUCGUGUAUGGCUGCUUCCUGGCAGCGCAUAUCGCUUUGAUGAUCAUCGCAAAAUCGAAGAGCCAAAAGAAGGUGGCCUUCUGCGACUGCAGCAAGGACUUUUUCUUGUGGGGGCCCAUCCUGGUGUUCUUCUUGAUUUUGGAUCACAUGGACAUGGCAACAGACGCCAUGUUUGUGGGCAGUGCGGCGGCUUGUACCGACCGCAUCUCUUGGCAAUACGAGUCAAGUUGGGAAGCGAUUCCUGGGGCCAGUAGUGAGCUGGCAUUCACGAUUCGAGAGUUGACCUUCAGUGGAUUGGCGCUGUUUUGCUUCAUCAGCUUUGCCUACAUUCCACAGCUUACAGGACAAGCACCCUUUUUUGCACUUAUCACUACGACACUGCUCGCCUUCGGGAUGUACUUGACUUUGCAUUGGGGUUGGCUGGCAGGCGUUAUUGUCCUCGUUGCGGUCCUUGCAAACUUUGCUCUUCUAGGCUGGUUCUCCAAACAGUGGGCCGUCUGGAAACAGUGGUGUGUGAACGAUGAGGUGAGCGUAGCACUCUACUGUGGAUUUGGCGUUUUUGAACAGGCCCUCACCGAAGGAGAGGCUAAUGAAAGACUCAUUUUCGUGACAAUGACGAGAUUGGUCUUCGAAAAUCUGUUGCAGUUGUGGCUGCAGACGUCCUUCUUUUCGCUUACCUUUGAUUUUACCGAUGGCGGUGCACGCAUGAAGAACGUCUCCUCAAUGAUCAUUGGCUUGUUGGUGGCUGCAUCCAAAAUACCGGGGUUAUUCAACGAACUUCGCCAUGGCGCUGGUUGGGCGAAGCUGACCUCAGGUUUUAACUGUGGAGCCUUGAUGGCCUGGGUCUUGGUGUUGGUCGUGGUCGUCUACGCUAUCGUCUUGGUGUGGAUCAGCGUCAGGCCAGAGCAACGACUGCUACGAGUGCAACGAGUCAUAGUGAGCCCCGCUCGAACUCGAACUCGAACUCGAACCCCCCCCCCCCGGAAAAAAAAACCAAGCUUUCUGAGUCCGGACUCGCGGUCCACAUGCUCGAACUCGAGUUCGAACUGGCGGUGA